AUGGAACCUACUGCUUAUUCAUUGUCAAUGGCAAUACAGAAUCCUCGGGAGGUGCAGAUCACUACAUUUCAUGCACCAUCAUGUCCAAACUUAGCAAAAUCUAAUGCUUUAACUAGCAGUCAAGUUCAGACUGAAGCCAUAAUUAAUGAUGAUGGUGUGUCUUUAACAUGGAAAGACCUGUGGGUUACUAUCAUGGAUGGAAAACCCGGCCGGUUCAUACUCCAAGGGGUAACAGGUUAUGCUAGGCCAGGGGAGAUUCUAGCUAUCAUGGGUCCUUCUGGUUCGGGCAAAUCAACCCUCCUUGAUGCCUUAGCAGGGAGACUCAACUCGAAUGUUAGGCAGAGUGGUGAUAUUUUGAUAAAUGGAUUCAAGAAAAGACUAGCAUAUGGAACAUCGGCUUAUGUAACUCAAGACGAUACACUCAUUACAACACUUACUGUCCGAGAAAGUGUCUACUAUUCGGCACAGCUCCAGCUACCAAAUUCCAUGUCAAAGGCCGAGAAAAAGGAGAGAGCUGACUUGACCAUAAGAGAGAUGGGCCUUCAGGAUUCUAUGGACACGAGGAUUGGAGGAGGUUGGGGAGCUAAAGGCCUAAGUGGAGGCCAAAAAAGACGAGUUAGCAUCUGUAUUGAGAUCAUAACUCGUCCUAAGCUUCUUUUCCUUGAUGAACCGACGAGUGGCCUUGAUAGUGCCGCCUCAUACUAUGUGAUGAGCAGGAUUGCAAGGCUUGAUCAUCACCAAGGCAGGACCAUCAUUGCAUCCAUACACCAGCCCGGCAACGAAGUGUUUGGGCUUUUUCAUAAUCUUUGCCUACUUUCUUGUGGUAAAACAGUUUAUUUUGGGAACACGAGCUCUGCAAAUGAAUUUUUUGCUUCAAAUGGCUUCCCUUGUCCCACUUUCCAGAAUCCAUCAGAUCACUUUCUUAAAACAAUAAACAAGGAUUUCGAUGAGGAUAUGGAAGGUUCAACCAGAACUGAGGAAGUGAUUACUAUCUUAACAAAUUCAUACGAGUCAUCUACAGCCUGUGAAGAAGUUAACAACAGAGUUUCUGAAAUAUGCAAGAAGGGAGAUGGAACAGUUGAGACAAAGAAAGACCGUGCUAGUUUCUCAACUCAAUGCCUUGUACUCAGCAGGCGGUCUUUCAUCAAUAUGUAUCGAGAUCUUGGAUACUACUGGCUGCGUUUUGCUAUUUAUCUAGCAUUGUCCUUAUGUCUUGGAACACUCUUCUAUGAUAUUGGCUUAAGUUCCUCCUCCAUUCAGGCUAGAAGCUCCGUGUUGAUGUUUGUGGCCACAUUUUUAACAUUUAUGACCAUUGGUGGAUUUCCCUCAUUCGUAGAGGAUAUGAAAGUUUUUGAGUAUGAACGAUUAAAUGGGCAUUAUUCAGUUGGAGCUUUUGUGAUUGCCAACACAUUAUCUUCAACACCAUUUUUGCUACUAGUUUCUGUGAUUCCGGCAGUAUUAACGUAUUACCUCCCAGGACUGCGUGAAGGAUUUAAUCACUUUGUAUACUUCACAGUCGUAGUCUUUUCAUGUAUGUUGCUAGUUGAGAGCUUAAUGAUGGUUGUAGCAAGUCUUAUACCCAAUUACUUAAUGGGAAUCAUUGUAGGCGCUGGGAUCCAAGGUGUUAUGUUGUUGGCUGGUGGAUUUUUUCGCUUACCAAAUGAUUUACCGAAACCAUUCUGGAGAUACCCAAUGUUCUACAUUGCAUUUCAUAGGUAUGUAUAUCAAGGAUUCUACAAGAACGAGUUUAAAGGACAGGUAUAUAUAUAUAGCCAAGGAGGUGUGAGACAAAUCGUGUAUGGGGAGGAUAUAUUAAAAGAGAAAUGGCAGGUUGAAAUGGGUCACUCAAAGUGGACUGAUUUGGCAAUCCUAUUAGGGAUGGUGGUGAUUUAUAGGCUUAUAUUUUGGCUUAUAAUCAAGAUGGUUGAGAAGAUCAAAUCUCUAUUAUCUAGUUGGAUUUCCCUUUUUCACGUACACUUAUGA
This is a messenger RNA of Erigeron canadensis, 1983 nucleotides long. Its product is annotated as ABC transporter G family member 1-like. The transcript has 8 exons. NCBI's taxonomy places the organism in Eukaryota, Viridiplantae, Streptophyta, Magnoliopsida, Asterales, Asteraceae. Gene Ontology annotation, molecular function: ATP binding; ATP hydrolysis activity; ABC-type transporter activity. The coding region runs from base 1 to 1983 and encodes 660 amino acids. Gene Ontology annotation, cellular component: membrane. The record is from RefSeq and is a predicted model, not a curated record.